AUGGCGACCAUUGAAGAAAUAGCGGCUGAAGAGCCCAUGGAUCCUGGGAGGCUCGAGGCCAAGCAGGUCGCCAACUCGGACGAUAUGGAGCUGAUAAUGUUGGGCAAGAGUCCCAAGAUGAAGAGAGUCUACAACUUCUGGACGUUAUGUGCGUACCAAGUCAUGAUGUGCGCCACAUGGGCAUGCGUUGUGGUCCUGUACGGCACCAUCUUCGAUAUUGGAGGCCCAGUAGGCCUUCUGUACGGAUCAAUCGCCGUUGCCAUUGGUCAAACUCUCCUCAUGGCCUCCCUGGCAGAGUACUGUGGCAUCUGGCCCACCGCCGGAGGACAGCAGUUCUACGUGCAGGUCCUGGCCAGCCCCAAGUGGCGGCCCUUACUCUCGUACCUCGUCGGCUGGGCACUGAUGACGGCUGAGAUGUCGGUCAGCUCCUCGUGCGCGAUCCAAAACGCCAACAUCAUCGGUUCCUUCAUCCAGACCGUGCACCCCGAUUUUGAAUGGACUUCCUGGAUGAACUUCCUCCUCUACCUCGCCUUUAUCAUCGUUCCGCUGUUCAUGAACCUCCACGCCUCCCUCCUGCCGUUCUACAGCUCCUUUGGCGCGUUCCUUACCGUCGGCGGCUUCUUCGCCUGGGCCAUCACCGUCCUGGUCAAGGCGCCCAAGUCCAGCGCCGAGUUUGUUUUUACCACAUUCUUGAACAACACUGGAUACACGAGCAGCGGUUGGGUUUUCAUCAUGGCCUUUUACAACUCAAUCUACGGUCUGUAUGGCACUGAUGCCAUGAUGCACCUGGUGGAGGAGAUGCGAAAUGCCGCAGAGGAUGCGCCUCGAGCGAUGGUCUGGUCGAUGAUUUUUGCUGGUGUCACCACUAUUGUUACCGAUCUGAUCCUCCUCUUCACGUGCGGCAACUAUGCGUCCUAUGCCGAAGAGCUUGCCCCGUACGUCUCGUGGUUUGCGGAGAUCUCCGGUAGCUUAUACGGUGGUGGUCUCUUCAUCUCCAUCCUGUUUGUGAUAGGCAAUCUGCUCAUCUGCGUCGGCGUGUUGGCUUCCUGCUCUCGCCUCGGAUGGAGAAUGGCUGAGGACAAGGCGUUCCCUUACUCUGACUGGCUGGCCAAGCUUCACCCCAAAUACGGUGUUCCCUGGAACAUGAUGCUGGUGGUCUUUGUUGUUGAGAUCGUGGUUGGCCUCAUCUCUCUGGGUAGCGACCUUGCGUUCUAUGCCAUCGUCAGCGGAUCAGGCGUGUUCUUUCAGACAGCUUACAUCGCUCCGAUCAUUGCGGUUCUGGUCCGAGGACGUCACGUCCUGCCCGAGCGGAAACACUUUGACCUCGGCCGGUGGGGUCUCCUGAUCAACUAUAUAUCAGUUGCCUGGGCCUUGUUGGUCAUUGUGAUGUACCUCUGCCCACUGUAUCUUCCUGUCACUGGCGAGAAUAUCGGCAACAUGAACUGGGCAUGCGCCAUUGUCGGCGCCGAGGUUCUCUUUUCGGGCUUGUACUGGGUCUAUGCGGCCCGCCAUAAGUACUUGAAAGAGUCGGAUGUGGUGUUGACGGCCCAGAUCUCGAACCAGGCUCAGCUGGAAGGUCAAGCCGUCGAUACCAAGGGUCCUCAAGACACUAAGACUAUGUAG
Cryphonectria parasitica EP155 is the source of this 1623-nucleotide messenger RNA. Its product is annotated as amino acid transporter. Gene Ontology annotation, biological process: transmembrane transport. The record is from RefSeq and is a predicted model, not a curated record. Gene Ontology annotation, molecular function: transmembrane transporter activity. NCBI's taxonomy places the organism in Eukaryota, Fungi, Ascomycota, Sordariomycetes, Diaporthales, Cryphonectriaceae. Gene Ontology annotation, cellular component: membrane. The transcript has 10 exons. The coding region runs from base 1 to 1623 and encodes 540 amino acids.